Cryptomeria japonica (Japanese cedar) is the source of this 822-nucleotide messenger RNA. RefSeq lists its product as uncharacterized. The coding region runs from base 1 to 822 and encodes 273 amino acids. The record is from RefSeq and is a predicted model, not a curated record. The transcript has a single exon. Lineage: Eukaryota; Viridiplantae; Streptophyta; Pinopsida; Cupressales; Cupressaceae.
AUGGCCUUCUUCUGGGAGAGGGGAUUAUUUGUAAAAUGUUUCAGUGAUUGGUCAUUGGUGGGUAAGAUGAAAGGCUGGUGUGUUGAAAAUUGGAAAUGCAAAAUCAAACUCAAAACCCUUCCAAAUGGGUUUUUCUUGGUAAUCACUGAAGACGAUAAGGAUAAGCAAGGAAUUUUAAAUAACGAACCUUUUUUCAUGGGUGGAAGGGGUUUGUAUGUUAGGGAUUGGGAACCUAACUUCAAUCCAGUGUUGGCUCCGAUUGAAGAGGUACCCGUCUGGCUAACAUUAUAUAACCUUCCUAAAGAAUACUGGAAUGAGGAGUUCUUCCAAACCCUAGGUAACAAACUGGGAUUCUACAUCAAAGUGGAUGAGGCUAUUGAGUCCAAAGACUUCAGUAUGUAUGCACGAAUAUGUAUUAGGUGGAAACCCUAUUACCCAGUUCCAGAACAAGUUGAGAUCAUAACAAAUGCAGGACAGUGGCUUCAAAAUAUCGAGGUGGAGGAAUCUAACAAAAUAUGCAAGCAUUGCAAUAAAGAAAGACACAUGGAGGAAACCUGUUUAAUAAGCCCUAAAGGGAAAACUGUGGAGACAACGAUAGAAGAUGAGGUUACCUUCUACAUGAACAAGGAAAAUACAAGGAAGGAGAUGAGAUCAAAUGAGGACAUGACUCAACCUCUGCAAAAUCCCUUUAUUCAGGGGGAGGUCUUGAUGACCCACAACAAUACCACCCAGGAGGUGGAAGAAAUUGUAACAGAUGUUGCUCUUAUUAACAAACAUAUGGAGGCCAUAGGUUGGGUAGAAGAGGCCAUUGCAAGAGUAUAG